AUGCAACUGUUAUUCUUCUCUCAGUAUGAGACAACAGAAAAUUAUCAUCAAAAACAACAAAAAUUAUAUGAAGGAUGGAUGCAAACUACACAAAAUUUAAUAAAAAAUCAAACUGGAAUUAAAUUAUUUCAGAUUGCUAAAGAAUUAUUAAGUCGUUCAGGUGGUACAAGUCAAGUGUUAAGUUUAAAUUUAAGCAAUGUAUUUUUAUUACUUUUGCUUAAAGUUUUAAUUAUAAUAGCUGGAUUAUUGGGUACUGGUCAUUAUGGAUAUUCAGGUUAUGGUUACGGACGAUAUUCUGCUAGAAGAUCAAUUGAAAAUGUAUACGAUAUCCAUGAAAAUUGGUUUACUAAUAUAGAAAAAGAUUUAUAUAAAGGAUUUUUUAUUGCAAGAAAUUUUGGAGACUAUAAUUGUUUAGCUAAAGCAAUUUGUGAAAAUCCAAAGGUUGCUAAGCAAUAUACGCAAGCAAGUCGGGCUCUAUUAAAUGGAAUACAAAAAUUUUCUGGUGAAAAUGUAAACAGUUAUCCAGAAUAUGAAAAUUUAAUUGCUUUCUUUGAAAAAACUUCGAAAGAAAAUUUUACAAAUGUUGAGUGUGGCGAACGUUUUACCUGCAUAAUAUAAAAAUUAUGCAUUUACAAUAUGUAAGUAUGUACUAUAUUACAUAGUCUA
This is a messenger RNA of Condylostylus longicornis, 666 nucleotides long. RefSeq lists its product as uncharacterized. The record is from RefSeq and is a predicted model, not a curated record. The transcript has 2 exons. Bases 1 to 618 code for a protein of 205 amino acids. NCBI's taxonomy places the organism in Eukaryota, Metazoa, Arthropoda, Insecta, Diptera, Dolichopodidae.